Messenger RNA from Saprolegnia diclina VS20, 869 nucleotides. RefSeq lists its product as hypothetical. The record is from RefSeq and is a predicted model, not a curated record. Lineage: Eukaryota; Oomycota; Saprolegniomycetes; Saprolegniales; Saprolegniaceae. The coding region runs from base 1 to 789 and encodes 262 amino acids. The transcript is spliced from 2 exons.
AUGCAAGCGACAUCGACGUGGACGAGCGCCGAUGCAUUGGCAUGCGACCUCGAGACGCUUGAAAAUGGCGUCCUCGCCAUCAAGCUAGGCGCGAGCAUCUCUCUGGAGCGGCUGGACGAAGAGUCCCCUUGCUCCAUCACGCUCGAGUUCCCAGCGGCGUGCACGCUCAAGACGCUCGAGCUCACGAGCUCCGCCCGCCACGCCGAAGUGUACGUUGGCAUCAUCAAUGCCAAGAAGGAGCGCGAGUUCAAGUACUUUGAGACGAUCCGCGGUGUGCGCGAUGGCGGCGACAAGGACCUGUACCAAGUCGCCGCAUCGUUUCCGGCCGACGACACCUACGAGCGCGCGGUCGCCAUCAUGUUCAAGUUUCUGUCGCUUCAGCCUCCUGCCAAGAAGAAUGAGCUGCGCUUGCGUGAAUGCCACGUCCGUGCAACGUCGGGGGCGUCGGCGCCGCUGCCGAGUGCACCGAGUGCUCCAUCGCUCAAUGGCGCGUCGAUGGCGAUGCUCUUUCAGGUGCAGAGCGCAAUGCAGGCGCAAAUCGAAGCCAAAAUAUACAGCGCGAUUGACGCCAAGCUCAGUCAGCUGGCAGCGCGGCUGCAGUCGUCGGAAGCGCUCGUCCAGCGCCUCGCCGCGCAGGUUCACGAGAACCAGUCGUCCCAUGACGCGGCGGCGCUCGCCAGUGUCCUCGACCGCCUGAGUCACUUGGAAACCGAUCUCGCAGCGCUCAAGACGCAUCAUGUACCGAUCCAGGUCGAUCCAACCGCCGGCGAAACGUCGAUUGAUAGAUAGAAAAUGUACUACGAGCUGUACGCAGCGUUGAGCACCUUUGCGUGCUGCAGCUUGUUGCUAAAGGAACCUGUCUUGCGCAC